AUGAACGUCCUCAAGCUCCAGAAGCGAUUCCCGCAGCUGGACCAGGGCGAGAUUUUCUCCCUCCAGGAUGCAUUCCGCAGGUUGGACGUCGAUGACCGCGGCUACCUAGACGAGGCCUCCGCAAUCAAGGCUACUCAGCAAUCCGAGCGCCAGCCAUACGAUGUGGUGCGCCAGGCUCUGAAGGGCGUGGAGCUCGAUAGCUCCCGUCGUGUCGAGCUCGAGGACUAUAUUGAUCUUGUUGCGCGACUCCGCUCAGGACCGGCCCCCGGUGCCAGUGCUGCGAGCCCCGCGGCUGUGAUUCAAGGAGCUGGAGCCGGCGCAGGCGCGGGCCCGGGUGGAGCCCGCCAUGUCUCCAAGGGCAGCGUCGGUGGUGGUCGCAUUCACGUCCAGGGUUCCUCCGCAAACGUUACCCACACUAUUAACGAGGAUGAGCGAACCGAAUUCACGAGACACAUCAAUGCGGUCCUGGCCGGCGACCCCGAUAUUGGCGACAUGUUGCCCUUCCCCACCGAUACCUUCGAGAUGUUCGACAAGUGCAAGGACGGUUUGGUCCUGGCCAAGCUGAUCAACGACAGCGUACCGGAUACUAUCGAUGAGCGCGUGUUGAACAAGGCCGGCAAGAAGAUCAAGCAAUUGAACGCUUUCCACAUGACGGAGAACAACAACAUUGUGAUCAACUCCGCUAAGGGCAUUGGCUGUUCCGUGGUCAACAUUGGCAGCGGAGACAUCAUUGAGGUCCGUGAGCACUUGAUUCUGGGUCUGAUCUGGCAGGUCAUUCGCCGUGGUCUGCUGGGCAAGAUCGAUAUUAAGCUCCACCCCGAGCUGUACCGUUUGUUGGAGGAGGAUGAGACUCUGGAGCAGUUCCUGCGUCUUCCCCCAGAGCAGAUCCUGCUCCGCUGGUUCAACUAUCACCUUAAGAACGCCAAGUGGGAGCGACGGGUGACGAACUUCUCCACUGACGUGAAGGAUGGUGAGAAUUAUACGGUUCUUCUGAACCAGCUGGCUCCCGAUGUCUGCUCCCGCAGCCCCCUCCAGACUCGAGACCUGCUUCAGCGUGCUGAGGAGGUCCUCACCAACGCCGAGAAGCUGGAUUGCCGCAAGUUCUUGACCCCAACCUCCCUGGUCGCCGGAAACCCGAAGCUUAACCUUGCUUUCGUUGCCAACCUCUUCAACACCCACCCUGGAUUGGAUCCCAUUACCGAGGAGGAGAAGCUCGAGGUGGAAGAUUUCGAUGCCGAGGGUGAGCGCGAGGCUCGUGUCUUCACUCUCUGGCUGAACUCUUUGGAUGUGCAGCCCGCCGUCAACUCGCUCUUCGAUGAUCUGCGUGAUGGUAAUAUUCUGCUCCAGGCUUAUGACAAGGUGAUUCCGGGCAGCGUGAACUGGAGGCAUGUUAACAAGCCCCCCGCGUCCGGAGGCGAGUUGAUGCGAUUCAAGGCAGUGGAGAACACCAACUACUCCAUCGAGCUUGGAAAGCACCACGGGUUCUCCUUGGUCGGUGUGCAGGGUGCUGAUAUUACUGACGGCCAACGUACGCUUACUCUGGGCCUGGUUUGGCAGUUGAUGCGUCGUGAUAUUACUCGUACCCUGUCUGCGCUGGCCCAGCGCCUGGGCAAGCGUGAGAUUACCGACGCAGAGAUGAUUCGCUGGGCGAACGACAUGUCGAAGAGUGGUGGCCAGACGAGUGCCAUCCGCAGCUUCAAGGACCCGUCCAUCGGCACUGGUCGCUUCCUGUUGGAUGUGCUGAACGGCAUGAAGAGCAGCUACGUGGACUACGACUUGGUUACCCCUGGCCGGUCCGACGAGGAGGCUUAUGCCAAUGCUAAGCUCAGCAUCAGUAUUGCCAGAAAGAUGGGUGCCACCAUUUGGCUGGUGCCGGAGGAUAUUUGCCAAGUGCGCUCUCGCCUGGUGACUACUUUCAUUGGUUCCCUCAUGGCGACGCACGAGAAAAUGUAA
Messenger RNA from Penicillium cataractarum, 1953 nucleotides. It is a transcript of the gene sac6, whose product is annotated as fimbrin. The coding region runs from base 1 to 1953 and encodes 650 amino acids. The transcript is spliced from 5 exons. Gene Ontology annotation, cellular component: actin filament bundle; cytoplasm; actin filament. The record is from RefSeq and is a predicted model, not a curated record. Gene Ontology annotation, molecular function: actin filament binding. Gene Ontology annotation, biological process: actin filament network formation; actin filament bundle assembly. NCBI's taxonomy places the organism in Eukaryota, Fungi, Ascomycota, Eurotiomycetes, Eurotiales, Aspergillaceae.